Messenger RNA from Ceutorhynchus assimilis (cabbage seed weevil), 2180 nucleotides. NCBI's taxonomy places the organism in Eukaryota, Metazoa, Arthropoda, Insecta, Coleoptera, Curculionidae. The record is from the annotation of a GenBank genome assembly.
GGGGCAGUCGGCAACAACCAUUAUAAGACGUAAGACGUGUUGCUUGGCCAGUCGUGACGGGACGUGUCGCGUGGUCUAUAAUUAUUAAAGACGUGAUAAUUAUAUUAAUUAAAAGACGAGAAGACGUAUAAACAUUUUGAUGACGAUUCUAAGACGAAGUUGGUGAUUUUACGAGUUCAUUGUGUACCUAGUUGCUAGUUGAAGGCUGUACUGUGGUGGUGCUCCGCUGUUAAAUGUGCCUAGUCAUUAACCUAAAUCCAUUCAAUCGGUCGGUCAGUGCAAUUAAAGUGCGCCAAAUAUUAUUAAUAUUUAAUAAUGUGUUUUUAUUGUUGAAACCAACCCCCACCCCUAGACAACAAACAAGAAAAGGCCUACAAUUUGGGGGCUCAACCGGGAUCUUGGCGGUAUUUUGCUGGUAUUGGUGGCAUCGCGGCAUUCCUAUUGGCCGGAUAAUGUUGACAUUGAUGUGCGAUUGUGAUGGUUGACGUUGACGUUGAUCGGCGAAGUGCGGGGCAAAGACAUCGUGAAGGCCGUAUCGAUGCAAUAUCGAUACAGUGUUUUUACAUCGGUAUCGAUAAGUGCAACUCUAACCAAAGUUGGUAGUAAGCAUCAAAGCUACUAGAGGGAGCUACUGGAAAGGCGUUGGCGGUUUUUUUUUUUGCUAGAAGAAAAAUUUUUGAAAGUGCUAUUUUUGAUGUCAGAUGAUCGAUGGUGCCCUGGAAAGUGUUUACUUUGAGUGAAAAUUGGGUGUCACUAAUGAUAGAGGAAUGACUACUUAAUUAAGGGUCUCGAAGAUUUACAUUCGGACGAGAGAAUAAUGCAAUUUCUGACCAUCGCCAACACGAUGAUGGCUCAGAACGCCGAUCCGGCCGGCGAAAACCUCUACAGGGCUCGACACUAUUCCGUAAUACCUUUGGGUCCGAGAUCUGGAUUGAUAUCGUGGGUGGACGGGACAACGCCAGUUUUUGCAUUAUACAAGCGCUGGCAACAGCGUGAAUUGGCCAAACCCAACGCUAAAGGUAAGAAUUUGUUCACAAAUUUAAGCAAUUUUCAUAAAAAUCUGAACCAACCUCCAAAAAUUCGAUUUUUCUUCAUUUUUCUGAGCAACACCACAGUUCCUCGGCCUUCUGAGCUCUUUUACAACAAACUCGUUGAGCAUGGAGUGAGCAACAUCGAGAACCGCAAAGAGUGGCCUCUGGCGGUGCUUAAAGAAGUUCUGACAGAGCUCACAAACGAAACGCCUAGCGAUCUGAGAAUUGUGGUGCACCGCCGUGUCGGCCAAUGCCUGGUGGCAAGUGGUCAAACGGUACUCGUACAGUGUUGCCGUCAUGAGUAUUAUUGGUUACAUUAUUGGUUUGGGCGACCGGCACUUGGACAACGUCCUGAUCGAUUUAUCCACCGGUGAUGUCGUCCAUCCACAUUGACUACAACGUGUGCUUCGAAAAGGGGAAAACUUUGCGUGUGCCAGAAAAAGUGCCCUUCAGGCUUACGCCCAACAUCAGAGACGCGCUGGGAGUUACAGGAGUCGAAGUAAGAAAUUCAGUUAUAAAAUUGUAAAUUUGGCAACAUCGCAUGACUCUUGAUUUCGUUUAAAAUGAAGUGAUAUCUCAGAUUUACAUUUGACAACGUUGCAUAACUGUAUCUUGAUGUAAAUUGAAUUAUUUCGUGUGAAAUGGAUUGAUUCUUUUGGAAUUUACCCACAAAAUAUACAUUUGGCAACGUCACAUUACUAUAAUUUGAAAAAUUUAAAAAUUUUAAAACACUUUUCUACAAAUGAUAAAAUAAUUUUAGUACAUUAUUUGAUCUAGAACUUUGAACUCUAAAAAAAUUCAAAAAUAUAAAAAAACUUAAAAAGAAUUCAAAAAACUUGAAAAAUUAAAAAAUUUCUAGAAAAUUUACAAUGUCCAAAAAAUUCAUAAAUGUGGCAAUUUCAAAAAAAUUCAAAACUUUGAAAAAAAUCAAAUUAAAAAUUCAAAUUAAAAAAUAGAAGGAUUAUAAAAAUUCGAAAAAACAAGGAAAAUUCAAAAAUUUCCAGAAAAUUUAAAAUGUUGAAAAAAUUCAAAAAUUAAAAAAAUAUUGAAAAAUUCAACAAAAUUGAAAAGUUGAAAAAUAUGCAAAAAUUUAAGAAAUUUCAAAAAAAUUCAAAACUUUACAAAAAUUCAUAAUUUUGAAAAAUUCAA